Molecule: messenger RNA, 132 nt
Organism: Blumeria graminis f. sp. triticale
Lineage: Eukaryota; Fungi; Ascomycota; Leotiomycetes; Helotiales; Erysiphaceae
Source: the annotation of a GenBank genome assembly
AUGCAAGAGAUUUCUGCCUUAACUAUUUUCUCUCUCUUUCUCGUGCUCUCUCAUAUUCCUGCUUCUUACAACGAACCACAUACAGCCGUUCGCAAUUCAAGUCGAGGUGUCACACAGAUGAUCUCAAAGUAA